Epithele typhae is the source of this 1254-nucleotide messenger RNA. Its product is annotated as acyl-CoA dehydrogenase NM domain-like protein. Gene Ontology annotation, molecular function: flavin adenine dinucleotide binding; 3-methylbutanoyl-CoA dehydrogenase activity. Gene Ontology annotation, biological process: L-leucine catabolic process. The record is from RefSeq and is a predicted model, not a curated record. The coding region runs from base 1 to 1254 and encodes 417 amino acids. NCBI's taxonomy places the organism in Eukaryota, Fungi, Basidiomycota, Agaricomycetes, Polyporales, Epitheliaceae. The transcript has 10 exons.
AUGUCGUCAGAUCCGUUCUCAGCUUUCCGCAGGUUGGCUCCGGCCCUGCGAGCACGCGCUGCUCCCCGUGCCGCCGCCGCGUUGUCUCAGCGCAGACACGCCUCUUUCUACAACUCUGACGUGGCAGGGCUCACAGAGGAUCAGGCAGAGUUCAGGAAUGCGGUCCAGGAAUUCGCGGAGAAGGAGAUUGCCCCACGAGCCGCGGAGAUCGACAGGACAAACACCUUCCCCAUGGACGUCUGGGAGAAGCUCGGCGACAUGGGCCUCCUGGGCAUCACCGUCAAGCCAGAGUACGGCGGGCUCGCGCUCGGCUACUUCCACCACACCCUCGCGAUGGAGGAGCUCUCGCGCGCGUCCGGCUCCGUCGCGCUCUCCUACGGCGCGCACUCGAACCUGUGCGUGAACCAGAUCCACCGCUGGGGCACGGACGCGCAGAAGGCCAAGUACCUCCCGCCGCUCAUCAAGGGCACCGCUGUGGGGAGCCUCGCGAUGAGCGAGCCGGGCGCGGGGAGCGACGUCGUGAGCAUGAAGCUGCGCGCGCGCAAGGUCGACGGUGGCUGGGUGCUCGACGGCAACAAGUUCUGGAUCACGAACGGCCCGACGGCGAGCACGCUGGUGGGUAUCACGGCGUUCAUCAUCGAGCGCGGGUUCAAGGGGUUCUCGACGCACCAGAAGCUGGACAAGCUUGGGAUGCGCGGGAGCGACACGUGCGAGCUGGUGUUUGAAGAUUGUUUUGUACCCGACGAGAAUGUUUUGGGGAAUGUCAACGGCGGAGCAAAGGUGCUGAUGUCUGGGCUCGACCUGGAGAGGUUGGUCCUAAGCGGCGGACCGCUGGGGCUGAUGCAGGCGGCCUUCGACAUCGCGGUCGAAUACGUCCAUGACAGGAACAGUUUGUUGAUGCAAGGGAAAAUCGCGGACAUGUACACAAAGCUGAACGCGUCACGUUCGUAUGUGUACGCGGUGGCGAAGGCGUGUGAUGAGGGACGGGUCAGCAGGAGGGACUGUGCCGGCGCUAUCCUCUAUUCGUCUGACCGAGCAGUUGAGGUUGCAAUGGACGCAAUGCAGUGUUUGGGAGGAAAUGGAUAUAUCAACGACUACCCCACGGGUCGCAUCCUGCGCGAUACACGACUUUACACAGUCGGCGCAGGCACGCAAGAGAUCAGGCGGAUGCUCAUCGGGCGAGAGUUCAACGAGAGUUCAAACGCCGUGCAGCGUAGCGGUAUUUCCAGAGGAGGAUGGACCUAUACUUUGUAA